UGUGCUUAUCACAUAAUGGUGGGCAACAUUGUACUUAUUGCUACUUUUGGUGAUGGUCUUCGAAGGGAAUUACCGUCAUGCCUUCCCAUACUUGUUGAUAGGACGGACAAUGAAAUAACACGACUCACAGCUGUCAAGGCAUUUGCGGUGAUUGUGAAUUCACCUCUUCGGAUUGAUCUGUCAUGCGUCCUGGACCAUGUCAUUUCUGAGCUCACAGCUUUCCUUCGAAAGGCCAACAGAGCACUCAGGCAGGCAACAUUGGGGACCCUAAAUUCUCUGGUUGUCACAUAUGGUGGUCAAAUUGGCUCAUCCUCUUAUGAAACGAUAAUAGCUGAACUUUCUACUCUCAUAAGUGACAUCGAUUUGCAUAUGGCUGCUCUUGCAUUGGGGCUGUGUUGCACAAUAAUGGUUGACAGAAGAUCCAUUAAAAAUGUCGGUUUAGCUACGAGACAUGAAGUUUUGCCUCAGGCCCUUAUUUUGAUCAGGAGUGCUUUGUUGCAAGCACAAGCACUACAUGCGCUACAGAAGUUUUUUGCUUCACUGGUCCAGUCUGCAAAUACAAGCUUUGAAACAUUGUUGGACUCCCUUAUUUCAACUGCCAAGCCAUCACAGUCAGGCGGUCUUUCCAAGAAGGCAGUAUCCUCUAUUGCACAGUGUGUUGCUGUGCUAUGCUUAGCAUCUGGUGAUCAGAAAUGUGCAUCAACUAUUGGAAUGCUUAAAGGCAUUCUAAAUGAUGAGAGUUCAACUAAUUCUGUAAGCUUAAAAAAAUCAUUCGUGGGCAUCGUCUAUCUAGAGUUGAUGAUGGAGAUUUCAUUCGUGAUGAGCCAAUAG
Hordeum vulgare subsp. vulgare (domesticated barley) is the source of this 831-nucleotide messenger RNA. RefSeq names its product cullin-associated NEDD8-dissociated protein 1-like. The record is from RefSeq and is a predicted model, not a curated record. Gene Ontology annotation, cellular component: nucleus. Gene Ontology annotation, biological process: protein ubiquitination; SCF complex assembly. Lineage: Eukaryota; Viridiplantae; Streptophyta; Magnoliopsida; Poales; Poaceae. The transcript is spliced from 6 exons. The coding region runs from base 16 to 831 and encodes 271 amino acids.